Molecule: messenger RNA, 1996 nt
Organism: Aphidius gifuensis
Lineage: Eukaryota; Metazoa; Arthropoda; Insecta; Hymenoptera; Braconidae
Product: damage-control phosphatase ARMT1-like
Exons: 7
Coding region: 261-1619 (452 amino acids)
Biological process (GO): DNA damage response
Cellular component (GO): cytoplasm; nucleus
Molecular function (GO): phosphatase activity
Source: RefSeq, a predicted model, not a curated record
AAAAUAAAUAGAUAAAUAAAAAAAUAAUGUAAAAAUAUUUUAAACAAUUUUACAGUAUCAUCAUGUGUUCCUUGACAGUGCUUGACACUUGACAGUCAUAACAAUUUUUUUUAUUAACUGAUAAUAUUAUAAUAACAAAGCUCAGCUGAUAAUUUUGCUCCAACCAGCUCCAAGUCACUCCAAGUCUCCAACUCAUCAUUUUGGAUUUGGUCUACCAACACAUUUAUUCUUCCAUUUAUUUAAAUAAUAAUUUAAUAAUUAUGGCUAUUCAAAAUUCAUUGACAAGCUUCAAAGAACUUCUGGACAUUGAGCCACCUUUUGGAGCAUACCUGUCUGGAAAAUACAUAAAGAGCUUUGCUUAUUUAACAAUUAAAGACAGACUUCCAGUGAUAAUUACAAAAAUUAUUGACAAUUUAAGUCGUACCAAAGAGUCAAUAAACAAGAAACAUGGUGGAAAUUCUGCUGAAGAAGUGAAACAAAUAAUAGGAGACUUGAGUAAGCUGAGAAGUGAAAUGAUGACCAACAAACAACUUCAACCACUGGAAUUAUCAAAUACAAAUAAAGAUGCUGAUGCAGCAAUUUGGAAUAAACGUCUUGAAGAACAACAAGUCAUUGAUAAAUCACCACAAACAUGGUACAAUUCAUGCUGGUUGCUGUCAGAAUGCUACAUGUAUCGAAGAAUAUCACAAAUAUUUUCUUUAACAAAUAGCUUGUCAUCAUUUGAUCCAUUUGAAGCACAAAAACAAGCUAAUUUUACAGAUUCAAUUGGUUCAAUUGGUUUUCUAGCAAAACACGUAAUGUCAUUGGUGAAUAAAAAUUCUAGUUAUUCAUUAGAUGAUCAAAAUAAAGAUUUAAAACAAUUGUUAAAGUUAAAUCUUUGGGGAAAUAGAUGUGAUUUGUCAUUGAGCAGUGGAGACAAAAGUAAUGUUGAUGGUAAUCCAGUUGAAGGAUUGUCAUUAUUUGAUGAUGACUUGCUGAUUGACAAUACCCAAUGUGUAUGGAAUCUUUUAAACAGCCAUAAAAAUACUGAUGUUAUUGUUGAUAUUGUUUUGGAUAAUUCUGGAUAUGAAUUAUUUACUGAUUUAUGUUUAGCAGUAUAUUUAACAAGUCAUAGAUUUACAAAUAAAAUACGUUUUUAUGUAAAACGUAUACCUUGGUUUGUAAGUGAUGUUACUCAACAAGAUUUUCAUUGGACAAUUGAAUUUAUGAAUAAUUCAAUGAAUAAAGAUAUCAAAGCAUUUGGUGAAGUUUGCUCAAAUUAUUUAAAUUCUGGAAAAUGGAGUAUUGAGAUUGAAUCAUUUUGGACAGAACCAUUUGAUUAUUCUGAAAUGAAAAUGCAAUCACCAGAGCUGUAUUCAAAAUUAUCAAAUGCUAUUUUAGUUAUUUUUAAAGGUGACUUGAACUAUAGAAAAUUAUUAGGUGAUAUUAAUUGGGAUCAUUCGACUGAUUUAAUGACAUCAUUGAGAGGUUUUAAUCCAACAAAUUUAGUAACAUUGAGAACGUUAAAAGCUGAUCUUGUUGUUGGUUUAGAUAAUGACACAAUUAAUAAGCUAAAUGCCAAAGAUAAAAAUUGGAUGGUCACUGGACAAUAUGGAGUUAUCCAUGCAAUCAUCAAAUGAAAAUAAUUUUUACAAAAUUAAACAAGAAUAAAGCAAUGAAAAUAAUAAAAUUAAUUAUUUUUACAAUUUAAUUUAAUCACCUUUCAAAUGGUUUUAAAAUAAUAAAAAAGUUUUUCGUUUUUAUUUUCUGAUUUUUGUUUAUUCCAGUACACUUUGGAGUAAUACAAUAUCCAAUAAUAAUAAUAAUAAUAAUAAUAAUGAUAUUGAGUCUAUUAAUUAAUACAUGAUAAUAUCUUUUUUUUUUUUCUUGAUUUCUAUAAAUGUUUGUACAAUUAUCUAUUUAAUAAUUUUUAUGAAAUAACAGAGAAUAAUGACUUAAUUAAAAUAUUUUAUUAAUAGUAUAAUCAACAUCCUAAAAAAGAAAAAAAAAUUAAAAA